Messenger RNA from Anopheles marshallii, 819 nucleotides. RefSeq lists its product as uncharacterized. The transcript is spliced from 5 exons. Gene Ontology annotation, molecular function: epidermal growth factor receptor binding; receptor ligand activity. Lineage: Eukaryota; Metazoa; Arthropoda; Insecta; Diptera; Culicidae. Gene Ontology annotation, biological process: epidermal growth factor receptor signaling pathway. The record is from RefSeq and is a predicted model, not a curated record. Bases 1 to 819 code for a protein of 272 amino acids.
AUGGAGGUUUCCUAUGCUAUGUAUAGCACGAACAGACUAUCUGGAGCUUCGACAUCCAAAACCAACAGUGGUAAUGUGAAAUCCCUUAAAUAUUAUUCAACCAUUGCAAAUACUAAAGAAAGUGAAAUAAACAGUCGAAUUAUGACGAACGAGAUCGAUAGAGUCUCAACAAACGUGACCUACUCUAAGGCACAUAUUCUCGAAUUCUACAAGUUCCUGACAAGAAAUUCUGGAAGGAGACGAAUGCGAAUACAAUUAAAAAAACUAUACCAGGGAUUCGGGUGUUGUGUUGUUGUUUUUUUAAUUGUAAGUUCUAUUUUUCCAAUGACAGAUGCGUGUUCGAGUCGAACAACACCAAAGCCUCGGCCACCCAGUCCUACACCUAGACCAAAUAUAACGUUCCAUACAUAUAAAUGUCCUCCAGCUUAUGCGGCUUGGUAUUGUCUCAACGAAGCCACCUGUUUUACUGUUAAGAUUGGAGAUUCGUUGCUGUAUAAUUGCGAAUGUGCUGAUGGAUACAUGGGCCCCCGUUGCGAAUACAAAGAUUUAGAUGGCUCAUAUUUGCCUACUCGUCCACGAGUUAUGCUGGAAACAGCAAGUAUAGCAAGUGGGGCCAUCGGAUCUUUAGUAUUAAUCAUAAUUGGAUGGUGCUGUUGGUGUGUUCGGAGGCAUCAGCAACGUAAAUUGGACGGUAAAGAACAUAACGUAGAUACUGUUGAUUCGCCAGGUAUUGUACACGUUAUCCACAGCGAAAGGUUGCUGCGUCCUUUUGGGACACACCAUCUUAAAACAAUUCCUAUGAGUGAUUCAUUUAAGUGA